CCCGCCUCAGUAAUCGGAACGUGUGAAGUUAGGCAGUCUAGGGGUCUUGGCAUCGGGAGCUUGGUGACUGUGAUGUUGCCAGGGUGGAACAGGGCCAGUCCAUGGUGAGGGCCCCAGGAUUUGUCUUUUUGAUGUGCCAGGAGAGAGAGGCCUUUGAAGCGGCUGCCGCUGUGAGGGUUCUGGGACUUGCCUCUGGUAACAACUAUAUUCUCCUAACGCUUGAUCAGCAUGAAUUUCAACAGAUGUCUGUAUAAUAUUGGGGAACAGCUGAACAGUGAAGACCUGGCUGCCCUCAAGUUCCUGAGCCUGGACUACAUUCCACAUAGGAAGCAGGAACCCAUCAAGGAUGCCUUGGUGCUAUUCCAGAGGCUCCAAGAAAAGAGAAUGUUGGAGGAAAGCAACCUGUCCUUCUUGAAGGAGCUGCUUUUCCGAAUGAAUAGACUGGAUCUGCUGCUCACCUACCUGGACACCAGUGGGGAGGAGAUGGAGAGGGAGCUUCAGAUGCCGGGCAGGGCCCAGAUCUCUGCCUAUAGGGUCAUGCUUUUUCAGAUUUCAGAAGAUGUGACCAAACUGGAAUUGAAGGACUUCAAGUUUUUUUUGAGCCAGGAGAUCGCCAAAUAUAAGCUGGAUGAUGACAUGACCUUGCUUGAUAUUUUCAUAGAGAUGGAGAAGAGGGUCAUCCUAGGGGAAAGAAACUUGGACACCCUGAAAAGAAUCUGUGAGCAAAUCAACAAGAGCUUGCUGAAGAAAAUCAACGAUUAUGAAGAACUAAGCAGAGAGCAAAGAAUGAGCCUUGGAAGAGGUCCAGAUGAAUUUUCAAACGAUGUGUCACAAUUUCUCAUAAGGGGGGGCUCCCUUGAAAUGCUGGCCAUGUCGGACUCUCCAGGAGAAAAGGACAGUGAGUCACAGACAUCGAACACAGUUUACCGAAUGAAAAGCAAACCUCGGGGAUACUGUUUGAUCUUUAACAAUUAUGAUUUUAGCAUAGCAAGGAAGGAUGUGCCCAAACUUCACAGCAUUAAGGAUAGGAAUGGAACAGACUUGGAUGCAGAGGCUUUGAGAAAGACCUUUAGUGAGCUUCAUUUUGAGAUAGUGCAUUACAAAGACUACACUGCGAAGAAAAUCUGUGAGGUUCUGAAAUCCUACCAAAGCAUGGACCACAAUAACAAGGACUGCUUCAUCUGCUGCAUCCUCUCCCAUGGAGACAAAGGCAUCAUCUAUGGCUCCGAUGGGCAGGAAGCCCCCAUCUAUGAGCUGACCUCUUACUUCACUGGUUCAAAGUGCCCUUCCCUUCUUGGCAAACCCAAAAUCUUUUUUAUUCAGGCUUGUCAAGGGGAUAACUACCAGAGAGGUAUAGCUGUUGAAACUGACUCAGAACAGAAGGAAACCUAUUUAGAAAUUGAUUCAUCGCUUCAGAAGAGAUAUAUCCCAGAUGAGGCUGACUUUCUGCUGGGGAUGGCCACCGUGAACAACUGUGUUUCCUACCGAAGCACCAUGGAGGGGACCUGGUAUAUCCAGUCACUUUGCCAGAGCCUGAGAGAAAGAUGUCCUAGGGGUGAAGAUAUUCUCACCAUCCUCACCAAGGUGAACUUUGAAGUAAGCAAUAAGGAUGACAAGAAAAAUAUGGGCAAACAGAUGCCACAACCUACUUUCACACUGAGGAAAAAACUCUUCUUUCCCCUUAAUUGAUGCUAUUGUUUAGUUGUAUAACUAAACAAUAGUUAAAAUGCUGCUAUUUUAAUCUUUCUUUCUUUCUUUUUUUUUUUUUUCUUGAUAGCUGGAAGUCAAGAGAAUGGGAAUCAGGACAACAUAAUUUUCAUGCAAAUUCAAUCUAAAUCUCUGGCUUUGCAAUAGCUAGACAGUCAUAGCUGUAGGCGUGAUUUUAAUUGUGUUUUUAAUUUGAUGAGAAGGUUUAAAAAUGAACUUAUAGUAGAUACAAAAAUUAUAGUAAGUUUAAAAGAAAUGUCAAAGAUCACUGAGGGGGAUAUUUGUGAUCUGAUCUGGCUAAAAAAAACCCCUCAUGUGUUGAGGUUGAGGGUAUAAUGCUCCCACAUCCAGCCUGAUUGCUGAUGGUGAGUGUGACAAACUAUCCCAGAAACAUGUGAGCUUCCUCUCCUGCGCCAUGAGCUGACUUUGCUUUUCAGUGGUGAAAGACACCACCGUUUAGACUUAGAUUUCAAAAACCUAAGCAUGAUUUUCCUUGUUUUUAUUACUCAUAAGUACAGUAUUCCGCUCACUUUUAAGAGGAAUGAUGUUAAUUGGAUAUUGGGCUUCCCUGGUGGCGCAGUGGUUGAGAAUCUGCCUGCCAAUGCAAGGGACACGGGUUCGAACCCUGGUCUGGGAAGAUCCCAAAUGCCGUGGAGCAACUAGGCCCAUGAGCCACAACUACUGAGCCUGCGCGUCUGGAGCUUGUGCUCCACAACAAGAGAGGCCGCAACCAUGAGAGGCCCACGCUCUGCAAUGAAGAAUGGCCCCUGCUUGCUGCAACUAGAGAAAGCCCUUGCACAGAAACGAAGACCCAACACAGCCAAAAAUAAAGAAAGAAAGAAGAAAGAAAGAAAGAAGCUUUCAUUUUAAAAAAAAUUAAUAAACAGAAACCUCAGUUAAAUAGAGUAGGGAAACCAGAAGUUUAUUUUGGAUCUGUUGCUUAUUAUUUUGUCCAUUCCCUCUGCUGAAGCAAUCACCAUGGUUUUUUGAUACUCUUAUCUUAAAAUACAGCUCUUGGCUCAUGUGACUUUUCCAGCAAUAAAAUUUAUUAUUCUUUAUUCAAUAAAAUUUAUUCAAUAAAAUG
This is a messenger RNA of Delphinapterus leucas (beluga whale), 2791 nucleotides long. It is a transcript of the gene CASP8, whose product is annotated as caspase 8. The record is from RefSeq and is a predicted model, not a curated record. Lineage: Eukaryota; Metazoa; Chordata; Mammalia; Artiodactyla; Monodontidae. Gene Ontology annotation, biological process: proteolysis; regulation of apoptotic process. Gene Ontology annotation, molecular function: protein binding; cysteine-type endopeptidase activity.